Messenger RNA from Puccinia triticina, 1752 nucleotides. RefSeq lists its product as uncharacterized. The transcript is spliced from 8 exons. Bases 1 to 1752 code for a protein of 583 amino acids. The record is from RefSeq and is a predicted model, not a curated record. NCBI's taxonomy places the organism in Eukaryota, Fungi, Basidiomycota, Pucciniomycetes, Pucciniales, Pucciniaceae.
AUGUCGCUGAUAUACUGGAUUAGUAUCGUUUGGCUGGUCUCAUCGUCCUUGACUGCUGUACCACUUCAUCUUAAUCGAAGGGCGUUCAUCGCCGCGAGCGUGUCUGGAGAAAAACUCGCCACGGUGCCGAAGUCGGUCAUGGCAAGCCGAGCCCCGAUUAUUGCAGAGGAAGCCUACUCUACUUCACGAACCGCCGAAGCUUCAUCACUCAGUACGAUAGCCGUCCCAAACCUAGAAAGCACCAAGUCACUUCCCAAGAAACCUGCCCCUGGCUCGGAAUCGCUAUCAUUAAGCCUCGACAUCCCCGAAAAAGAUUCAAUCAACCACUCGCAAUCACCAAAUUUACAAAGCUCCAAAGGAAUGACUGAGACCGAAGUUGUUCAAGCCAAAGUUCUUACGUCGUCUCAAUCGCAGAAAGCUACGAGUCAAAUCCCAGGAAAACCAAAGCCUGGGCCUCCAGACAAGUUGAACCGUGGACUUUCUGGCCGUUGGAGUUAUUAUCUGAAAAAGAAGAUGCUCAAAACAAUGAAGUCAAACAGGUUCACGAUCAUCUACCUUUUCAAAGCGAUCAUGAAGAAAAUCAAAUUUUAUUCACCUCGGCGAUACGCAUCGGAAAAAUCGGCAGCGGAAAGGGCACCCAUCGGGCGAAAAGCUUCCGGGGUCAAAAAGCUGCCAUAUUCCCCUUCUGAAAGAACUGGUGUUCAGAAGGAAGGUGUGGAGGCAAUUGGAAGUGAAACUAGCGUGCCAGAGCUUGCCAAUUUGCAUGGCACGGACAAAAACUUGGCCCACAAGAUAGAACAAAGUUAUGCGCCUCCAGUGACUUCGUGGAGUCUAUACGGCAUUUCAUCCAAAGUUUACAAUUCGCUCGUAGAUACCAUCAGAACACGUCUCCCUCGCGGUCCCACUCAAUCCUCGACGCCGGAAGCUACAUCCCAGGCAUUGGCGAAAGUAACCAAACCUACGGAUUCCGAAUCCAUAUCUCCAGCUUCUGCGUCCACCAGUCACUUGGAUGAAAUAUCCGGGAGCGAAUCGUCUGUUGACAAACUUGAACAUCCGCAAAAAGAGUCUGAGCUAAAGGAGCCGCCUUCACCUACCAUUGAUAAGACGCCUCCAUUGGUUUCGUGGAGUCUGUAUGGCAUCCCAUCCAAAGUUUACAACUCGCUCAUAGAUACCAUCAGAACACGUCUCCCUCGCGGCCCCACUCCAUCCUCGCCGCCGGAGUCUACAUCCCAGGCAUGGGUGAAAGUAAGCAAACCUUCGGAUUCCGAAUCCAUAUCUCCAGCUCCUACAUCCGCCAGUCACUUGGAUGAAAUAUCCGGGAGGGAAUCUUCUGUUGAAAAAGUCCAACAUUCACAAAAAGCACUGGACUCAGAGGAGCCGCCUCCACCUGGCAUUGUUGAUAAGCAGGAACUUGCACGAGCUCAAUUGGCACGCUUGGUGGAUGGAAUUCUGCAGCCAAUAGUUUCAAGAUAUCUGACACCGGAAAAGACUUCACGAUUUGUCGAUAAAUCAUUACGUAAAAAAAAACCUUUUGUCAGAUGGGCAGCCAGCUGGGUCCCAGACAAAUAUCCACACAACUUCAUACGAGACAAAGUAGCACCACCGUUUGUACGAGCGUUUGCGAGUAAGGCGGCGAGGAUAAUCAUGAGGAUUUCACCCGAUAAUAUUUUUGAGCUCUUACAACAACACUCCAUCCAAUUCUUAGCCACUGUCAAUAAAGCCAAUGUCCACAAUAUACCACACCCAGGAUAG